This is a messenger RNA of Lepidothrix coronata (blue-crowned manakin), 5097 nucleotides long. RefSeq names its product tenascin-X-like. The transcript has 20 exons. NCBI's taxonomy places the organism in Eukaryota, Metazoa, Chordata, Aves, Passeriformes, Pipridae. The annotation marks the transcript as partial. Gene Ontology annotation, molecular function: protein binding. The record is from RefSeq and is a predicted model, not a curated record.
AUGUCCCCCCUGGUGACCCCCCCCGAGACCCCCCCCGAGUCGUGCGCGGCGGCGCUGGCGGCUGUGCUGGCACAGCUGCGGGAGCUCGAGGGACACGUGCGGGCACUGAGGGGACACUGUGGGGACACGGGGGGGCCCCAGGCCGGGACAGGCCGGUCGGUUCAGCUCUGUGCCCCCCCCGCUGGGGGAAGCUGCGCCUGCCCCGCCCCCACGGCCGAGGCCCCGCCCCCUGCCCCGCCCCCCCCGUGCCCGCGGGGCUGCAGCGACCAGGGCCGGUGCGAGCGGGGCCGAUGCCGCUGCUUCCCGGGCUUCAGCGGCCCCGACUGCGGCACCCCCGCCUGUGCCCCCGGCUGGGGGGGCGUCCACUGCGACAUCGAGGUGCCCGCAGUGACACCACGGUUGGCCACCCGCACCUCGACAUCCCUGCGUGUCACCUGGCCUCGGCCCUCCCCACCUCCUGACGGCUACCGGGUGACACUUGUUCCCCUGGAUGACCCCAUGGCCAUGACAACACAUGAGCUGCCCGGCUCUGCUGUGGCCUUCUCGGUGACAGGGCUGUCCCCAGGCCGCCCCUUCGAGCUGCUGGUCCAGGCCCGGCGGGGGCCUCACCUGGGGGCAGCAGGAGUGCUGCGCCUGCGCACAGGUCGAGGGUCCCUGGGAUCCCCGGCGCCCCCAAGGUCACCAGUGUCACCAGAAUCACCAGUGUCACCAGAAUCCCCAGAAUCUCCAGGGUCACUAAUGUCUCCAGAAUUCCCAAGGUCCCCAGUGUCACCAGAUUUCCCAGUGUGGCCAGCAUCCCCAGAACCCCUGAGCUUCCCAGAAUCACCAGUGACCCCAGUGUCCCCAAAGUCACCUCCAACCCCACAGUCCCUGGGGUCUCCAGUGCCCCCAAAGUCCCCAUUAUCUUCAGAGUUCCUAGAAUCCCCAUGGUCCCAGCUGUCCCCAUGGUCCCCACUGUCCCCGGGUAUCCCGUCACUGCAGGAACUGGUGGCUCGACUGUCCCCGUACAGUGGGUCCCUGCUCCAGCGCCUUGAAAGCCACCUUCGGGCCACCAACUUCCCACUCCGGGGCAACCAGACAGUGCCGACAGUGGCCCGUGCCAUCCUGGAAUAUGUCCUGCGCCGGCACGUGGCCCUGGGGAAGGGACAGGGACCUCCCUCCAAACCCCGAGGGGAUGGAACACUCCUGGGGACCACAGGGGAGGGUGGGAAUCAGGAGCUGGUGCUGCAGUGGGGGGACAUGGAUGGGAUAGAGCUGAUGGAGCCAUGGAGGGACGUGGAGAAAACAGUUGCAGCCGAGGCAGAAGAGCUGCCCCCAUCCAAGCCAGUCCUGGGUGACCUCACUGUCACCAGUGUCACCCCCAGCUCCGUGGGGCUGCAGUGGAGUGUCCCCGAGGGCCCCUUUGACUCCUUCACGCUGCAGUACCGGGAUGCCCAGGGCCAGCCCCAGGCCCUGCCCAUCGAUGGCGGGUCCCGCUCGGUGAUGGUGCCAGGGCUGUCCCCGUCCCGCCGGUACCGCUUCCACCUCUACGGGCUGCGGGGCGGGAAGAGGAUCAACCGCGUCUCCAUUGACAUCACCACAGCUGACUCAGAUGAUCUGCCCCCACACUCGGUGGACCCCCCAGCUGAGGCCCCCUCAACUGAGGCACCCCCAGCUGAGGACCACCAACCUGAAAGAUCCCAAACUGAGCCUCCCCCAGCACGAGCUGUGCUGGGGGAGCUGAGGGUCUCCAGCAUCACCCCCAGCUCCGUGGGGCUGCAGUGGAGCGUCCCCGAGGGCCCCUUUGACUCCUUCAUGCUGCAGUACCGGGAUGCCCAGGGCCAGCCCCAGGCCCUGCCCGUCGAUGGCGGGUCCCGCUCGGUGACAGUGCCAGGGCUGUCCCCGUCCCACCGGUACCGCUUCCACCUCUACGGCCUGCGGGGCAGGAAGAAGAUCGACCACACCUCCAUUGAUGUCAUCACAGCCACAGCUGAGCAAGAGAAGCCACCACCACCCCCAGAGGAGCCCACACCUGAGCACCCCCAAACUGAGCCUUCCCCAUCUGAGGCCCCCCCAGCACGGGCAGUGCUGGGGGAGCUGAGGGUCUCCAGUGUCACCCCCAGCUCCGUGGGACUGCAGUGGAGCGUCCCCGAGGGCCCCUUUGACUCCUUCACGCUGCAGUACCGGGAUGCCCAAGGCCAGCCCCAGGCCCUGCCCAUCGAUGGCGGGUCCCGCUCGGUGACGGUGCCAGGGCUGUCCCCGUCCCGCCGGUACCGCUUCCACCUCUAUGGGCUGCGGGGCGGGAAGAGGAUUGAUCGUGUCUCCAUUGAUGAGCCAACACCUGAGCACCCUCAAACUGAGCCUCCCCCAUCUGAGGCCCUCCCAGCACGGGCGGUGCUGGGAAAACUGAGGGUCUCCAGCGUCACCCCCAGCUCCGUGGGGCUGCAAUGGAGCAUCCCCGAGGGCCCCUUUGACUCCUUCACGCUGCAGUACCGGGAUGCCCAGGGCCAGCCCCAGGCCCUGCCCAUCGAUGGCGAGUUCCACUCAGUGACGGUGCCGGGACUGUCCCCGUCCCACCGGUACCGCUUCCACCUCUACGGCCUGCGGGGCGGGAAGAGGAUCGACCGCGUCUCCAUUGACAUCACCACAGCUCCCCCAUCUGAGGUCCCUCCAGUACGGGCGGUGCUGCGGGAGCUGAGGGUCUCCAGCAUCACCCCCAGCUCCGUGGGGCUGAAGUGGAGCGUCCCCGAGGGCACUUUUGACUCCUUCAUGCUGCAGUACCAGGAUGCCCAGGGCCAGCCCCAGGCCCUGCCCAUCGAUGGCAGGUCCCGCUCAGUGACGGUGCCGGGGCUGUCCCCGUCCCACCAGUACCGCUUCCACCUCUAUGGGCUGCAGGGUGUGAAGAGGAUCGACCACGUCUCCACUGCAGCUGUCACAAGUGAGGGGGAAGGUCAGAGAGCCCUCCCAGCACGGGCAGUGCUGGGGGAGCUGAGGGUCUCCAGUGUCACCCCCAGCUCCGUGGGGCUGCAGUGGAGUGUCCCCGAGGGCCCCUUUGACUCCUUCACACUGCAGUACCGGGAUGCCCAGGGCCAGCCCCAGGCCCUGCCCAUCAACGGCGGGUCCCGCUCAGUGACGGUGCCGGGGCUGUCCCCGUCCCACCGGUACCGCUUCCACCUCUAUGGGCUGCGGGGCGGGAAGAGGAUCGACCACGUCUCCACUGAGGCUGUCACAGCACCAGCCUCACCCUCAGAGGCUCCCCCAACUGAGGACUCCCCAGCUGAGGACCACGAACAUGAACAUCAACAAACUGAGGUCCACCCGGUGCGGGCAGUGCUGGGGGAGCUGAGAGUCUCCAGCGUCACCCCCAACUCCGUGGGGCUGCAGUGGAGCGUCUCCAAGGGUCCCUUUGACUCCUUCAUGCUGCAGUACCGGGAUGCCCAAGGCCAGCCCCAGGCCCUGCCCAUCGACGGCGGGUCCCGCUCGGUGACAGUGCCGGGGCUGUCCCCGUCCCACCGGUACCGCUUCCACCUCUACGGCCUGCGGGGCAGGAAGAGGAUCGACCACGUCUCCACUGAGGCUUUCACAGCCUCACCCUCAGAGGCUCCCCCAACUGAGGACUCCCCAGCUGAGGACCACGAACAUGAACAUCAACAACCGGAGGCCCCCCCGGUACGAGCGGUGCUGGGGGAGCUGAGGGUCUCCAGUGUCACCCCCAGCUCCGUGGGGCUGCAGUGGAGCGUCCCCGAGGGUCCCUUUGACUCCUUCACGCUGCAGUACCGGGAUGCCCAAGGCCAGCCCCAGGCCCUACCCAUCGAUGGCGGGUCCCGCUCGGUGACAGUACCGGGGCUGUCCCCGUCCCACCGGUACCGCUUCCACCUCUACGGCCUGCGGGGCGGGAAGAGAAUCAACCACGUCUCCACUGAGGCUGUCACAGCUGAGCAAGAGGAGCUGCUCCUGCCCUCAGAGGAGCCCCGACCUGAGCACCCCCAAACUGAGCCUCCCCCAUCUGAGGCCCUACCGGCACGAGCGGUGCUGGGGGAGCUGAGGGUCUCCAGUGUCACCCCCAGCUCCUGGAGCGUCCCCGAGGGUCCCUUUGACUCCUUCAUGCUGCAGUACCGGGAUGCCCAGGGCCAGCCCCAGGCCCUGCCCAUCGAUGGCGGGUCCCGCUCGGUGACGGUGCCGGGGCUCUCCCCGUCCCGCCGUUACCGCUUCCACCUCUACGGGCUGCGGGACAGGAAGAGGAUCGACCACGUCUCCACUGAGGCUUUCACAGCUGAGGACCACGAACACCAACAAACUGAGGACUCCCCAGCGCGGGCGGUGCUGGGGGAGCUGAGGGUCUCCAGUGUCACCCCCAGCUCCGUGGGGCUGCAGUGGAGCGUCUCCAAGGGUCCCUUUGACUCCUUCACACUGCAGUACCGGGAUGCCCAAGGCCAGCCCCAGGCCCUGCCCAUCGAUGGCGGGUCCCGCUCGGUGACGGUGCCAGGGCUGUCCCCGUCCCACCGGUACCACUUCCACCUCUACGGCCUGCGGGGCAGGAAGAGGAUCGACCACGUCUCCACUGAGGCUUUCACAGCCACAGCUGAGCCAGAGGAGCUGCUCCCACCCUCAGAGGAGCCCCGACCUGACCACCCUCAAACUGAGCCUCCCCCAUCUGAGGCCCCCACGGCACGGGCAGUGCUGGGGGAGCUGAGGGUCUCCAGCGUCACCCCCAGCUCCGUGGGGCUGCAGUGGAGCGUCCCCGAGGGCCCCUUUGACUCCUUCACGCUGCAGUACCGGGAUGCCCAGGGCCAGCCCCAGGCCCUGCCCAUCGAUGGCGGGUCCCGCUCGGUGACGGUGCCGGGGUUGUCCCCAUCCCACCAGUACCGCUUCCACCUCUACGGCCUGCGGGGCGGGAAGAGGAUCGAUGGUGUCUCCACUGACAUCGCCACAGGUGCCCCGGGGACCCUCUGGGUGGGCUCCGUGUGGCCUCGCAGUGCCCAACUGCACUGGGACCCCCCCCUCAUCCCCCCCGAUGGCUACGAGCUGGUGUACGGCCCCCCUGGGGGGCCCCAGCAGACCCUGCAGUUGCCUCCUGAGGCCACGUCGCAGCAGCUGUGGGGGCUUGAGCCGGCGGGA